GCCACCCCCCUCUGCGCAUCUCUAUUGAUUUCAGCAUUGCUUCUGACCGGAGGAAGAUCCUGGAAGAGACCAAAUCAGAAGCAGAAGAAGAAGCUCUAGCUAGUGUAGUUGUUUCCACUUCCACCAGCACGCAGCUUCCUGCGUGUUGCAUCGAUCCAGCUAGCUUCUUGCCUUGAUCGACCUCGCUUGAUCUCCCACAAACUCGAUCUGCGUAGCAGCUCAUCUCAGUCCAUUGUGGUAGCUAAGAAGAUAUGUGUAUAUAUAGCAAGUAGCUAGGUGCAUAUAUAUACAUAUAUAUAGGUAGCAGCACUGGAGCAGCGAUCGAUCUGAUCGAGAUCGAUCGGUAGGUGAUCGAUGGAGGCGCUGAGCGGGCGGGUAGGGGUGAAGUGCGGGCGGUGGAACCCUACGGCGGAGCAGGUGAAGGUCCUGACGGAGCUCUUCCGCGCGGGGCUGCGGACGCCCACCACGGAGCAGAUCCAGCGCAUCUCCACCCACCUCAGCGCCUUCGGCAAGGUGGAGAGCAAGAACGUCUUCUACUGGUUCCAGAACCACAAGGCCCGCGAGCGCCACCACCACAAGAAGCGCCGCCGCGGCGCCUCCUCCCCCGACGACAGCGGCAGCGGCAGCAACAACGAGGAUGACGGCCGCGCCGCCUCCCGCGAGCCGCCGGCGGCGCCCGACCUCGCGCUGCAGCCGCCGGAGAGCAAGCGGGAGGCCAGGAGCUACCAUCAUCACCGGCUCCUCACAUGCUACGUGAGGGACGUGAUGGAGCAGCAGGCGGCGGCCGAGGCAGCAGCGCUGUGGGAGCGGCCGACGAGGGAGGUGGAGACGCUGGAGCUCUUCCCCCUCAAGUCGUACGUCGACCUGGAGGCGGACAACAAGGUCCGGUACGUCAGGAGCGGCGCCGCCAGCGAGCAGUGCAGGGAGUUCUCCUUCUUCGACGUCGCCGGCGGCCGGGAUCCGCCGCUGGAGCUCAGGCUCUGCAGCUUCGGCCCCUAGACACACCGGCGGUCCGGCGCUGCAUGCAUCAAUGCAAAACGUAUCGGGCGGCCUUGUUCGAUCGUAUACGCAUCAUUGCUUUGUGUAGUCCUUGCAUUGAUUCCAGCUACCGACAUGAAAAGGUGUAGGAGAUGGAUGAGGUACGGCAUGGGCUCUACGUACGCUAGCUCUACCGACGACGACGUUGCAUGAAGAAUCUGAGAGGAUCUCAGGAUCAGGGAAAGAGCACGCAGAUGAGAUUUGAACUGCCUUUUCCUUGAUCUUUUCAUCAUGAGAUGCAUGUACUCUACUACUUCUUUUCGUUCUUUUCUGCUGCCUGCCUGCAUGGCGUACUAAGGAUUAACUUUGUUCAUUCAGCACUGAUGAUAUAUCCAUCCCUUUCUUUCGUUCUUUUGCAACGAACCUGCA
Molecule: messenger RNA, 1407 nt
Organism: Panicum virgatum (switchgrass)
Lineage: Eukaryota; Viridiplantae; Streptophyta; Magnoliopsida; Poales; Poaceae
Product: WUSCHEL-related homeobox 9-like
Exons: 2
Coding region: 355-999 (214 amino acids)
Biological process (GO): plant organ development
Molecular function (GO): DNA-binding transcription factor activity; DNA binding
Source: RefSeq, a predicted model, not a curated record